Molecule: messenger RNA, 4255 nt
Organism: Pelodiscus sinensis (Chinese soft-shelled turtle)
Lineage: Eukaryota; Metazoa; Chordata; Testudines; Trionychidae
Source: RefSeq, a predicted model, not a curated record
UUCCUAAAAGAAGCCAUGUGAUUAAUCUCGGAUAUUUCAGUGUUUCCUGUAUUCAUGUGACCUGUGGUUUUGAUUACUCACUAGUAGCAAAUCAAAAUUUCCAAUAAGGAAAUGCUGAGAUAAUGGAAUUUGACUGUACUAAAUAUUCAAUGGUUCAGCUUGCCCUCAAGUUAAUUUUCAGAAUUACACUUUGUUUGUACUGGAAGACAUUCUCUCUUUCAUCCAGAGCUACAAGCCUCUGGCUCAAGUUAGAGUAGCCACAGCAUCCCUUUUAUAGGAUCAGUAACACAGGCAGUCCAAUGGGUAACAAUUGUUUUAAGUUUACAAGGAUAUGGAUCAGGAGUGACUUUCUGUGUGUAAGAAAAUUGAUCUGUAUACUUGCAUUUAUUAAUCUUGCACCUUUCCUUAUGGUGUGCCAUUGUAAGAAUAUUUUGGAGGACUGCGCUUGGUUUUCACAUUUUAGAUAUCUUUUAAUACAGACCGUUACCAACUGGCAUAUUGGAUCCAAUUCUGGACACCACAUUUCAGGAAUGAGGUGGACAAAUUGGAGAAAGUCCGGAAAAGAGCAACAAAAUGAUUAAAGACAUUAGCCUAUCUUGUGCUAGCAUAGUUGUAACUUGUGGUAAAAACAGAAAUCUUACAAAUGUUAGAAAGUCCAAAAUCCAGCAAGUCCUCUGUACUAAGUGCCAAAGAAUCAGCAAAGAAACUUAAAAGUAAAGGAGAAAUGAAAGCUAAAGGAUCAGCCAAAGGCAAGCGAAAACAGCUUGGUAAAAAAGAUGAGGAAGUUGACAUAUCUAUGGCUAGCAUAGGCCAUCCAGAGAUCUUUCCAUUAGUUUUCACUGAAAAGACACAGGAAAUUUUUAAUUGUCGAAUUAAUGAAGAUGUCUCAGAAGAAAAACCUUACAAACUUCUAAAAAAAGAGGAUAUAAUUCAGGACAUGAAGACAAGAGCUGCAGUCUCUGAUUUCCACCCAGUUAAAAAAAUAGUCCUAGAAUAUCCAGGGGAAGAACUUCUAAUAGUUUUAGAUAUAGAGUUCAAAUAUGGACAGAGCUUUUAUCUUGUUGCAAGUGAAGAGGCCAAGGAAAGCUUUUUAAAUCCUCCAGAAGCAGUGGAAGAAGAAGGAGAGACUAAAGAUGGAAUGGUAGAGGAAUACGUUUAUAAGCCUCCUGUCCGCAAACCUUGGGUAUCCCUUGGUAGUGAAAAGGAAAUUGAAGAAGAAUCAGUUAAGGAAUCUCUUAGAGAGAUUAAAUAUAUGAUUUCUCGAACACGCAGAGAGUUUGGUUCAAAGGUCAGAUUUACUGACAGAAAUGCUUCAAGUGUGAAAGAUGGCUACAUUGAAUGCACAUCAUAUCAGGAUAAUAAUUUCAGCAUUAUGAAGCUUGAAAAAGAUGUUGGUGCACAAGUAGUUCCAAAAGUAAGGGAAAUGAGCACUCAAACCAAGUGGACUUAUCCAAGAAAUGCAGCCACACAGUAUUUUCCUAGAGAGUUCUCUGAUGAAGAAAAAGAGCUGUGUUUGUCAUCUGAGGAUCUGAAAGAAUUUAUUAUCUCAGUAUUUUUAAGAGUGGAAAUAGCAUUGCAGCAGAAUGAAAUUAUCAACGUCUUUUUUGAUGACUGGAAAGCAUUAGCGGAAGAUGAAAGUGCCUUUGGUGGCAAGUCAGAUGCUUACCUGAAGGAAUACCAAUCGUUUACAGACCUGCACUAUCUAAAGGAUAGAACAGUUAGCUGUGUUUGCUGGCACCCAGCCAUUAACGGGAUUAUAGCAGUGUCAGUAACAGAGCGGCUUUCUUAUGAAGAAAGAGUUACCCAGUCUGGUAAACUGCUGUUGCAGAAGUCACCAAUUCUUUUUUGGAGUUUCUCUGACCCUAUUCACCCUCAGUUAAUGCUGGAGUGUCCUGAAGAUAUCUACUGCUUUGAGUUCUGUCCAUCUGAUCCCAAUAUUAUUGCUGGAGGCUGUAUUAAUGGACAGGUUGUAUUGUGGGACAUUUCUGAGUAUGAAGAGAAGCUGCAGAAUGCUAAAACUGGUGCUAGCGGACGCAAGAAUACUGCUGUUAAUAUGCCAACGUUUAUACAAGCACAACAGAGUGGUAAGGAACCACAUUUUGUGAGAUACUGUGCAGUCUCUUCCAUUGAAUAUGGCCAUAAAACAGUAAUAACAGAUAUACACUGGCUGCCAGACUAUUUUGAGGUUAACAGAAUGGGCAUUACUUUUGAAAACAGAGUUGGAGUUUGCGUACAGCUUAUCACCUGCUCUCCUGAUUGCUCCAUAUUCUUUUGGGAUCUUCGAGCCCCCAAAACAGCCAUCCAGAAUUCAGCUGAGAAACCAAAAGAGGAGAAGGUUAUUGAGGCUCCCCCUGAUGUACCAACUACAUUUAAACAUCUAGAUCUCUCCUGGAGACCUCUCAUUAAGGUAAACCUAUCCAAGAGCGCCACAAGUGGAGACUAUAGUCCUACCAAAAUUAGCCUUGAGGAUGAGCAUUUCCAUUACAAAAUACCAGAUAAGAUGCAAUUCCAAAUCAAACCAGAACGGUUGGGAGACGAAAAUCCUUAUAAGCAAUUCAAGAUCCCUUCAACCAAACCUCUUAAAAUACUGGAGAAUAUCCCCACCAACUUUUUUGUUGGAACUGAAGAUGGUGAAGUUAUUUAUUCUGACUGGAAGAUGGAAAGAGAGAGUGACUCAGGAAGACUGAUUAGUCAAAAACCAAUUAACAAACACACCAUCCAUGAUGGAAUUGUCCAUAGUAUACAAAGAUCUCCAUUUUUCAAAGACAUCAUUCUUAGUGUUGGAGGCUGGAAUUUUGCCAUAUGGAAAGAAGGUGUUUCAAGUGGCCCAAUCCUACAAUCAUGCUGCUCAUCAAAAAGAUACACUGUAGGACAUUGGUCCUUAUCGAGGGCAGGAGUUUUCUUCAUUGGUAGAGAAGAUGGAAAUAUUGAUAUUUGGGACCUACUGGAAAAAACGCAUGAGCCAUCCCAGACCCAGAACAUCUCCAUAUCAAUGAUCACCUGCAUCAAACCAUGGAUCAUUUCUUCAAAGCAGCACUUUUUAGCUGUAUCUGAUGACUUUGGAACACUGCAUAUUUUAGAAAUCUCAUGGACAUUAAGUCAUCCUUCCAGCAAUGAGCAUGCCAGUGUUUUUCAUUACUUUGAGAGAGAGAUCAAACAUCUAGAUUUUUUUGAACAACGGCAAGAAUUCCGAGCCAAAGAAAGAAAGGAAUUGGAGCUGGAAAAACAAAGAAAGAAGAUAAAAGUGGCUGGUGGACAGAAAUCAAGAGAACAAAUGGAGGAGCAACUGAAUGUAAAUUAUGCAGAUUUUCUGGAUGAAGAGAAGAAGAUCCUGACAGCACUUGGGCUACUGAAAGUGACAGACAGAUUUGCCUAGAAAAGAAUGUGAUGAAUGUGCAGUUUUUACCCCAGGAGAGGUUAUUUUGCUUCCUUGCUUUCUUGGGAAAGUUGUAUAUAUUCAGUUAGCAGUGCCUUUAGCAUGAUAACUGUACAUAUGAAUCAUUUCACAUCUAUCUUACUAGCUUUGUUAAGGUGUUUGCUCAUAGCAGCAGGUAAGAGUAAACUUUAUGCAUAUUCCUGCACAGUCUUUCAUUAAAAAAUAUAGUUACAAAUGAGUCAUCUCCUGGUUUAAUAGCAUUAUUUUAAGUUGUCCUAUUCUUUUAUUGUACAGUGAACCUCUCCAGCGCUGUGGCUGCUGUAAAAAUAUUCAAUUAAGAAAAUCUACUCAGUAAGUCAAAAUAAGACCACACCAUACUCCCUUGCAAACUGUUCCCAUUUGGAUAGAAUAAAGAUAUUAAUAUUUCUGCUGCUCAGCUCCCAUAAAUUUCUUCAUGCCAACUUACUUCAUCUACAAAGCAUUCAGUUCCCCUGGAAAAGCUGAGGAGAUUAUUUUUGUAGCAUGUCCCGAAGGUCCCAAAUCUGGGCAGGUCAUGAACCAAGGGAAAAAGAGAGCUCUAAAGCCAAUGACAUUCUGCCACUAGCCUUCUUUGGUUUAUACCAGAAGGGACCUGUCAGCACCUCAAGGUGACAAUAACUGUCCUGGUAACAUAUGAAGAGAAAGAGGUAGUCCUCUGAGGUGGCUGGUACUGAAGCCUUUAAAUGUCAUAAAUAACACCACACAUUUCACCUGAGCACGUCAUGAAACCCUAGUCUCCUGUGCUCUUGUUAUGGAAGCCCAGUUCAUAUGCUAGCAGGGUCAUCCUUAGGAUUUAUGGGGCCCUUUGCAGUAUUAUUAGACUAGUGUCCCUAUGCCCAA